Phaeoacremonium minimum UCRPA7 is the source of this 951-nucleotide messenger RNA. RefSeq names its product putative methyltransferase domain-containing protein. The record is from RefSeq and is a predicted model, not a curated record. Gene Ontology annotation, molecular function: S-adenosylmethionine-dependent methyltransferase activity. The transcript is spliced from 2 exons. Lineage: Eukaryota; Fungi; Ascomycota; Sordariomycetes; Togniniales; Togniniaceae. Bases 1 to 951 code for a protein of 316 amino acids.
AUGACAAGCUUCGCCAAAUCGGGAUUCUCGUACGCUGGCUACGCAGCUUUCCGCCCCAGCUAUCCACCAGCGCUGUUCCGCACUGUCCUCGGCUUCCACAAUGCCCACCGAACAGGCUCCCCGAACAAGACGUCAUCGCCCUCGCCCAGCGGCACGCUGCUCGACAUCGGCUGUGGCCAUGGCCUCAUCUCGCGGGAGCUGGCGCCGCACUUCGCAGCCGUGACCGCGAUCGACCCCAGCGCAGGCAUGGUGGCCAAGGCGCGCGAGCUGACGACCGACCCGAAGAUCAGCGUGCGGCAGGCCGGCGCAGAGGACCUGUCGUUCCUGGCAGACCGGUCGGUGGACAUGGCGGUGGCGGGCCAGGCGGCGCACUGGUUCGACUACAAGCGGGCGUGGCCGGAGCUGGCGCGCGUGGUCAAGAGCGGCGGGACGCUGGCGUUCUGGGGGUACAAGGACAACAUUCUCGUGGGCUACCCGCAGAUCAUACCCAUCUACUUCCGGUUCGUCUACGGUGGCGGGGAGGUCGCGCCGGGCAUCGAGGGCCUCGAGAGGUUCUGGGAGAAUCCCGGGCGGUCGAUCCUCAGGGACUCUCUGCAGGCGGUGGUGCCGCCCGAGGCGGACUGGGCGGAUGUGAAGCGCAUAGUCUGGGACCCGGACCGCGAGACAGGCUCGAUCGAGGAUGCGCCGGUGGAGGCGCUCUGGCAAAGAAAGACGCUCAAGCUGGGCGAGUUCGAGGGCUACUUGCGGACGUUCAGUUCGUUCAAUAACUGGAGGGCGGAGUACCCCGAGAAGAAGAGCCGGGCGGAAGGAGGAGAUGGCGAUCUCGUGGAUGUCAUGUUUGAUCGCUUCCUCGAUGCCGUGCCAGAGUGGAAGGCACUGGGAGACAAGUGGAGGGAAUUCGAGGUAGACUCAGUCUGGGGGACUGUCAUCCUGAUGGCCAGGAGAAGAUGA